GUUCCCCGACCCCAUUAUCCCUCCACUGUUCUGGCUGUUCUGACCCUAACGAGGGCUUUUCUUAUAAACCGAUGCCUCAGAGCAAAGUGAAUGAAAAGCGCAUUUCCCCGGUUCCUUCGUCAAUGGUUUAAGCACGUCACGAAAGGGCAGACAAUGAAGUUGAAGGAGCUUGAGAAGCCAGCUGUCCAAGCAUGGAGCCCAGCGAAGCAGUACCCUGUGUAUCUGGCCACAGGAACAUCCGCCCAGCAACUAGAUGCCUCCUUCAGCACAAAUGCCACCCUGGAAAUAUUUGAGGUUGAUUUCAGGGACCCUUCUCUGGACUUGAAACGCAAAGGAAUCCUCUCUGUGUCAAGCAGGUUUCACAAGCUAAUCUGGGGAAGCUCCAGCAGUGGGCUUCUGGAGAACACUGGGGUUAUUGCUGGUGGAGGAGACAGUGGCAUGCUUACCCUAUACAAUGUGACCCACAUCCUUUCUCCGGGGAAGGAACCCUUGAUUGCCCAGAAACAGAAGCACACAGGAGCUGUCAGAGCCUUGGACUUUAAUCCUUUCCAGGGCAACCUCCUGGCCUCAGGAGCCAGUGAUUCUGAAAUCUUCAUUUGGGAUUUGAACCACCUGACUGUUCCAAUGACACCUGGAUCCAAGUCACAGAACCCCCCGGAAGACAUUAAAGCAUUGUCUUGGAACCGCCAAGUCCAGCACAUUCUGUCUUCUGCUCACCCCAGUGGCAAGGCAGUUGUGUGGGAUCUCAGGAAGAACGAGCCCAUCAUCAAAGUCAGCGACCACAGCAGCAGGAUGAACUGCUCAGGCCUGGCCUGGAACCCAGACAUAGCCACACAGUUAGUGCUGUGCUCAGAAGAUGACCGGCUCCCAGUGAUUCAGCUGUGGGACCUGCGCUUCGCUUCCUCACCCCUGAAGGUGUUGGAGAGCCACAGCAGGGGCAUCUUGUCGGUGUCCUGGAGCCAGGCUGAUGCUGAACUGCUGCUUAGCAGUGCCAAAGACAACCAGAUUUUUUGCUGGAAUCUGUCAAGCAGUGAGGUGGUCUACAAGCUACCCACACAGAGCAGCUGGUGCUUUGACGUUCAGUGGUGCCCUCGGAACCCUCCUGCGUUCUCUGCUGUCUCCUUCGAUGGCUGGAUCAGUUUGUACUCUGUGAUGGGUAGGAGCUGGGAAGCCCAGCAGCACAUGAGGCAGGCUGACAAGAUUUCCUCUUCCUUUAGCCAAGGCCAGCCUCUCCCACCACUGCAGGUGCCUGAGCAGGUGGCCCAAGCAUCACUAAUUCCUCCCUUGAAGAAGCCUCCCAAGUGGAUGAGAAGGCCGGCAGGCGUUUCAUUCGCUUUUGGGGGAAAGCUGGUUACCUUUGGCCUUCCCAGCAUCCCUGUCCAGCAGGUGCCACAGCCUUGUCCCCGCCCUGUCUUCAUCAGUCAAGUCAUCACAGAGUCAGAAUUCCUGACUCGGUCAGUUGUGCUGCAGGAGGCCUUGGGAUCUGGAAAUCUCCUUAAUUAUUGUCAGAGCAAGAUUCAGCAAGCUUCACGGCCAAGUGAGAAGACGCUCUGGCAGUUUCUGAAGGUGACCUUGGAGCAUGAUUCCAGACUGAAGUUCCUCAGGCUGUUAGGUUACAGCAGAGAUGAACUUCAGAAGAAGGUGGACACAUGCCUGAAGAGUGACUCGAAAUCACAGGAGAGCCCUCAGCUUGAGGCAGUUGACCUCAAAAGUGACAGAGCACACACCCUUUGCAGCCAGGCCUCCAGACACACUGCCAAGGAAGCCUCUGCAUCCUCAGCCUUCUUUGAUGAGCUGAUACCUCAGAACAUGACUCCCUGGGAGAUCCCCACCACAGAAGACACUGAUGGGCUCCUGAGCCAGGCCCUGCUGCUCGGGGAACUGCGGUCUGCUGUGGAGCUCUGUCUGAAAGAGGAACGCUUUGCUGACGCCAUCAUCCUGGCUCAGGCUGGGGACGCAGAGCUACUCAAGUGGACACAAGAACGAUACCUAGCCAAGAGGAGAACCAAAACCUCCUCGCUUCUAGCCUGUGUCGUAAAGAAGAAUUGGAAGGACCUAGUAUGUGCCUGUAGCCUGAAGAACUGGAGAGAGGCGCUGGCCUUGCUGCUGACGUAUUCAGGGCCAGAGAAGUUCCCUGAGCUCUGUGACAUGCUGGGAGCUCGCAUGGAGCACGAGGGAGGCAGGGAGCUCACCUCUGAAGCCAGGCUGUGCUAUGUGUGCUCAGGGAGUGUGGAGCGGCUGGUAGAGAGCUGGGCAGACUCCCAGCAAGCCUCGAGCCCCGUGGCUCUGCAGGAGCUAAUGGAGCAGGUGACGGUCCUCAGCAGGAGCCUGGAGCUCCUCCAGGGUUCUCACAAGAUGAGCCCAGGUCCUGCCACAACACACAGGUUCACCCAGUAUGCCAGUCUCCUGGCAGCCCAGGGCAGCCUGGCCAUUGCCAUGAGUGUCCUACCCAGUGACUGUACCCAGCCCGCAGUCCUGCAGCUGAAAGAUCGGCUUUUCCAUGCCCAAGGUUCUACCGUCUUGGGCCGACAGGCUCCUGCUUUCCCGUUUCCCCGCGUUGCUGUAGGAGCUGCUCUCCACCCAAAAGAGACAUCAUCACACAGAAUGGGAUUCCAGCCUCCUCGCCAGGUCCCAGCUCCAUCUGUGAGGCCGAGGGCCGCAGCUCAGCCGUCAGUGAUGCCUUUCCUCCCCUCCCAUCCCAUCCCUUCUGUGGGCUCGUGGACACAGUCCUCAAGUGACUACAGGGUCCCCAAACCCCAAGCAACCUUGCCUGUGCAUUUCGUCCCUGGAGUAAGGCCUGCUUUCUCUCAGCCACAGCCAUUCGGAGGACAAAGUGUCCAAGCUAUAAACCCUGUUGGAUUCUGUGGAACAUGGCCUCUUCCUGGUCCUACUCCAGUCAUGGCACCCCCAGAUGUCAUGCAGCCUGGCUCUACCCACCUGCCUGAAACUCCUAGACUGCUCCCUCUGCCUCCUGUGGGACCACCAGGUCCCACCCCUCUGAGCUCCCAACCUGCAGCCUCUCCUGUCACUUUCUCUGUGGCUCACCCUCCUGGCGGCCCUGGAGCACCACGCUCUAGUGCCCUCCCGAGCUCUGGCAUCUUGGCCACUCGUCCAGGACCCCAGGAUACCUGGAAAGUUGCUCCAGCCUCCCAGGAAAACCUCCAAAGGAAAAAGUUGCCUGAGACAUUUAUGCCUCCAGCACCAAUAAUUACAGCUCCACUUAUGAGCCUUGGCCCUGAGCCACAACAGGCCCUGCUGCCACAGUCCCUAGUCUCCGGUGCAAGCCUGCCUCCUCCUGGAGCCCCGAGAGAAUGCAGCCUGCAGCAACUCCAGCCACUGCCCCCUGAGAAGACACAGAAAGAGCUGCCCCCAGAGCAUCAGUGCCUGAAGGACAGCUUUGAGGCGCUCCUUCAGCGCUGUUCCCUGACCGCCACUGACCUAAAAACAAAAAGGAAGCUGGAUGAGGCAGCCCACCGUCUAGAAUGUCUAUACGAGAAGCUGUGCGAGGGGACAGAAUGUGGGUUAAUUAAAAGGAAGCGAAUGAGUGGAAGCAUCCAAUCCAGCCCUACAAUAGGCGAGCGCCCCGGCCUGCCCUCCCUCCCACCACCACCGGCGCUACCAGCGUGCCAAGGACGACCCCUUCUCUCUCUGCGCUGACCUGCUCCUAAGGCCAAGGGAGGGUGGGAUUCUUUUAAAGAAAAGAAAGCCUUGCUUAUGUGUAGGCUCAGCAGCCAGGGGCAGGAAGGAGACUGUUUUGCUCACCCUACCCAGAGUUCUCCUCACUUCUCAGGACCUCCCUCUCCUUCUGUCCUCAGACUGAGACAGAUGGGCUCCUUGAGAGCACACAAGAGGAGAGAAGGGGUCUGGGUUUCUGGGCCACCAUUUUUCUCAACGUCAACUUAAAUGCGUGCGUGUGUGUGUGUGUGUGUGUGUGUGUGUGUGUGUGUGUGUGUGUGUGUGUUUUAAAGUUUGACUAGCUGACCCUAGGGACGUCUAGUCUUCCCUCCCAGUCAGCAGCUCUGGAGUUGUCCGCGUGGCCUCAGUGAUUUAGUGCAGGACAGGAAGCCAUGAACUGAGGGAUGCUUGCAUGUUGUCAGCUGUCUCCACUCCGGCGUUUAUUGCUCGAACAAAGGCAUGAAGGCGUAGUACAUGGGUAGGGGAGCAUGUUCGCUAUAGAAGUGGGAUGAACUGGAUGUCACUCGUACCCAUUUGGCAAACAAAGUAAUCUGGGGAUGAAAUGACAGCCUGAGGCAUUUGGAGUCCAACUUUAAAGUUCUGAGCAUGGAAACACAAUGCCUCCACCUUUAUGCUGAGGGCCCUGGGAAAUGCAGCUUACCGUCCCAAUGCGGAACCUUUAUGGUUUUCAUUGCAUUGCUGGGUUUUCUUCUGUACACUAUAAGUGUGCAAAUGUCGGGUGAGACCCGGGAUUGACAGCCACGGCUGCAAGAUUAGGAAAGGGGGAGCUGGGGAGACUCAGAAGGCACAGGCAAGAGACCCUAAAGGGAAGGGAAGUUUGUCCCGGGCUGAAGAAGAGAAACACUCCCUCCUUCAAAGUUUCAAUAGGACCAGAAGAUGCACAGAGGUCUGACCAGGCUGCGGCAGAGGCAUUGCAUUCUUCCGGGGUGGCCCCUGGCUGGGGCUUUGGCAUUGUGAGCUCAGCUCUGUACUUUCAGCAGAAGAGGAAUAAAGUAUAGAAUUUGACUGGCCUUGCUCCAGAAAUGCUGUGGAUACCCACACCCAGGACUAGCCUAGAGCAAAGAGCAGCUAUGGGGAAGAUCUGGGCUCUUCUGUUCUCUGGAUCCCCAUGUCAUAAACAAGUCCCUGCUGGACUGCCCCUCUCCAAGAAAGAGACCUCAGACUCUUGGAAGCAGCGAGCUGUGGGCUCCCAAGUGAGUGCAUUAGUGGAAGGUUUAUGGGGGUGAUUUACUAAUCCCUGGCAGAUUAACCUCAGUCAAAUCAAGCUAGCUACUUAGGCCAUCAAGGAAGGCUACAGGGAGAUGGUAUUCUGCCAGAGUGGGAGGGAGGAGAAAGCUUAGAGGUUAAGUUUCCGCUGUGCUUUUCUGUCAGCAUCUCAGCAUCAGUGAGUUCAGGACCUGGGAGAAG
Rattus norvegicus (Norway rat) is the source of this 5103-nucleotide messenger RNA. Lineage: Eukaryota; Metazoa; Chordata; Mammalia; Rodentia; Muridae. The record is from RefSeq and is a predicted model, not a curated record.